CACCUACCCUUGGAACCUCCUUUAACACGAUAUUUACAACACCACACGCACGAUAGUUCGUUCCCGUUAGAGCCUCUCGCACUCUACCACAUCAUCCAGUGUCUCUUCACACAAUCAUAUUCUUCCCUUGCGUGUCACCUUGCAGUGGUACAUGGUCCGCGCAGGAAGUUGAUUAUUAGACCGUGACACCUUAAACACAGACGAACCUCAAUCUAAGACGAUUCCGCACCACCAACGCGGACUCCACAGAUAUAAUGACGGACUCUUUAGCAGCCAAGUUAAGGGCCUCAACCCUCAACGAUGUUACUCAGAACGAUGAUUGGAAGAAGAGCUUGAAUAUCCCUACCCGUGACAGCAGACAACAAACAGAGGACGUGACAAACACCAAGGGCUUGGAAUGGGAGGACUUCAAUCUUAAGCGAGACCUAUUAAUGGGUAUCUUCGAAGCUGGCUUUGAGAAACCGUCCCCAAUCCAAGAAGAGUCGAUACCGGUAGGCCUGACCGGACGAGACAUCCUAGCCCGAGCGAAGAAUGGUACUGGCAAGACAGCGGCUUUUGUCGUACCUGCUCUAGAACGAAUUAAUCCCAAGGUCAACAAGAUUCAAUGUUUAAUAUUGGUUCCAACAAGAGAAUUGGCUAUGCAAACAUCCCAGGUCUGCAAAACUCUCGGCAAACACCUCGGAGUCAACGUCAUGGUCACGACCGGAGGUACUACUCUUCGUGAUGAUAUUGUCCGUCUUCAGGACCCUGUCCACAUAGUAGUGGGCACUCCCGGUCGUAUCCUCGAUCUAGCUGGUAAGAACGUCGCCGAUCUCAGCGAAUGUCCCAUGUUCAUCAUGGAUGAAGCCGAUAAGUUACUCUCUAUCGAGUUCACCCCGGUCAUCGAACAACUACUCCAGUUCCACCCUAAGGAUCGCCAGAUCAUGCUUUUCUCGGCGACGUUCCCAUUGUCCGUCAAGGAUUUCUCGGAUAAGAACAUGGAAAGACCUUAUGAGAUCAACCUCAUGGACGAAUUAACGCUGCGUGGUAUCACUCAGUACUAUGCCUUUGUCGAAGAGAAGCAGAAGGUCCACUGCUUGAACACGCUCUUUUCUAAGUUGCAGAUCAACCAGUCCAUUAUCUUCUGCAACUCGACCAAUCGUGUGGAGUUGUUAGCUAAGAAGAUAACAGAGCUUGGCUAUUCAUGUUUCUACAGCCAUGCCAGGAUGGCACAGCACGCCCGUAACCGGGUUUUUCACGAUUUCCGCAACGGCGUCUGCCGUAAUCUUGUCUGUUCUGAUCUCUUGACUCGUGGUAUCGAUAUUCAGGCCGUGAACGUUGUCAUCAACUUCGACUUUCCGAAGAAUGCGGAAACCUAUCUGCAUCGUAUUGGUCGCUCCGGACGAUACGGCCAUCUUGGUCUAGCUAUUAACCUGAUCAACUGGGAUGACCGAUUCAACUUGUAUAACAUUGAGAAGGAUCUAGGCACCGAGAUCCAGCCGAUUCCUGCUACCAUCGACAAGAGCCUGUACGUUUACGACAACCCAGAGAGUAUCCCCCGACCGGUCAAUACGUACGCUGCUAGGUCGUUGAACUCGAGCUCUCAGUCACAGGCCAUCGAGCAAUCGAACAAUGCCUCGUCGUCUCAGGGGAGAGGACAGGGUAAUCAAGGCAACCGCGGUGGGCACUUUAAUGACUCGCAACCUCCCCAGUAUGGCCAGUCCAACCGUGGAGUGGGCCGUGGGGGUAACCGCGGCGGCAACCGAGGUCGAGGCCGCGGUUACAACAACUAUCGUGGUGGCGGCCGAGGCCAGGGUCAGCCGCCCCAGUAAGUCCGGAAUAUAUGCGGACGCAUUCAGACCUCGUGCCGGAACUCUGGCAUCAACAGGGGUCUCGUGGGCUUCGUCCCAUUUCCACUGUACAUAUUUCUUCUGGAUUCUUCUUGUGAUUUGUAACAUACCCUUUACGACUUCUGCGUUGGUUCCUUGAUUUCCAAAUCGUUUCUCGAUC
Molecule: messenger RNA, 1989 nt
Organism: Annulohypoxylon truncatum
Lineage: Eukaryota; Fungi; Ascomycota; Sordariomycetes; Xylariales; Hypoxylaceae
Product: DEAD-domain-containing protein
Exons: 2
Coding region: 255-1811 (518 amino acids)
Biological process (GO): P-body assembly; cytoplasmic stress granule assembly
Cellular component (GO): cytoplasmic stress granule; P-body
Molecular function (GO): mRNA binding; ATP binding; RNA helicase activity
Source: RefSeq, a predicted model, not a curated record